Molecule: messenger RNA, 2715 nt
Organism: Haliaeetus leucocephalus (bald eagle)
Lineage: Eukaryota; Metazoa; Chordata; Aves; Accipitriformes; Accipitridae
Gene: NASP
Product: nuclear autoantigenic sperm protein (histone-binding)
Biological process (GO): DNA replication-dependent chromatin assembly; CENP-A containing chromatin assembly
Cellular component (GO): nucleoplasm
Molecular function (GO): histone binding
Source: RefSeq, a predicted model, not a curated record
CGGGCGGGCGCCUUGGGCACGUCCCCGGUUUUCUGACUGGAAAGGCGGCGCAAAACACCCGAUUUUGCGCUUUGCGGCUUGUUCCGUGCCGCAGGUUUGCGUGGGGGUAGCUCCGAGCUACAGGGCGCUUGUGGGUCAGUGGCUGCAAGCUGGCAGGGGUGGGUAGUCCUGGUUUUUAGGCAGCAAACCUGUUGGCCAGGCUUAGCCCGGUGUAACCUGAACGGGAAAGCGUUUGCUUUCCUAACAGUCUUUCGUUCAAACAAUAAACAAAACUGAAACUAAUAGGUUUCUCCAAAAGACAGCCAGCAGAGCGAACCAGGGUGUGAACUUGCUCUAGGUAGCUGAACACCUGAAAGGAAGCACCACUCCUGGCUUUGGCCUCACACCUCUGAGAGCUCGGUUUCUGUCACGAAACAGGUGGCCUGUUAUAAACGCUUCUUCAAUAUUUUGUUUGCAGAAUGGAAGAGGAAUUGGCAGCUCCUUCCACAUCCACAGACAAGACGGACAGUAUGGAUGUGGAUGGAGAAUCAAAGAAACUAUUGGGUUUAGGACAGAAACACUUGGUAAUGGGAAAUAUUCCAGCUGCUGUUAAUGCGUUCCAGGAAGCUGCGAGCUUACUGGGUAAAAAAUAUGGUGAGACAGCGGAUGAGUGUGCAGAAGCUUUUUUUUACUAUGGAAAAUCUCUCCUGGAGUUAGCAAGAAUGGAAAAUGGUGUGCUGGGAAAUGCCUUAGAAGGGGUGCAGGUUGAAGAGGAAGGAGAAAAAGCUGAAGAUGAUUCUGUGUUACCGACUGUUGAUGAAGAAGCAAGGGAGGAGUUGAGAGAACAGGUAUAUAACGCCAUGGGGGAAAAAGAAGAAGCCAAAAGGUCUACAGAAGAGUCUCCAGUACUAUCUGAGAAGGAAAUCAAAGAGGAGGAUGUUGAAAUGAAAGAGAUCACAGAAGAAAAACCAACAGAAGAAGCAAGUGCUGACAAGGAUGUAAAACUUGAAGAGGCUGAAGAGAAGAUGGAGGUUUCUGUGGAAAAAGAAGUAGCUUCAGAAGAGCAGAAGCAGCAGGUAGCUGUGGAAAAGGAGGCUAUGAAAGAGGAGGCAGCUGUGGAAGAGAAGGUAGUGGAAAAAGAGCAAAAGAUGGUCCCUGAAGACAAGGUAGCAGAGGCAGCUGAGGAGGAAGAGAGAACGACAGAAGUGUCGGACAAGGAGGUGAAGGCAGCUGUGGAAGAGGCUGAAGCUGGAGAAUUGGCUGUGGAAGAGAAGGGAGAGGUGGGAGAGCAGACAGCUGAAGCAACAGAAAAAGAGCCAGCUGUGGAAAAGAGAGAGGCUGUAGAAGGGCAGGCAGAGGCAGCUGUGGAAGAGAAGGCAGUAGCACAAGUGACAGCAGAAGUGCAGGCAGCAAUCACUGUGGAGCAGAAAGAAGCUACAGAAGGGGAAGUAGAGGCAGCUGAACAGAAGGUGGAGGAGAAACAAGAGCCAGUAGAGACAGCUACAGAAGAGAAACCAGAUGAAUCCAAAGAGACAGAGUCCUCAAAGGAACCUGUGCCCACAGAGGGCAAAGAGCCAUCUAAUGACAUGGAAGAAAAGGCUGAAGUAGCUGCUAAGGUAGAGAAAGAGGAAAAGAAAGGUGACCUGAUGGAAGAGGGUGAAGGUGCUAAGGUAGAAAAAGAAGAGAAAGAUGGCCUGAUGGAAAAGGGAGAAGAAACAGAAGAAUCUGAAGAGGAAGAUAAAGAAAAUGAUAAAGCUGAAGAUGAUAAGGAGAAUGAGCUGACAGUGGAAGACAAGUCUUUACAGGAAAGUGAGGAGGAUGAAAUUGGAAAUCUUGAGCUAGCCUGGGACAUGCUGGAGUUAGCAAAAGUAAUCUACAAGAGACAAGAAACAAAAGAAGCUCAGCUCCAUGCAGCUCAAGCUCAUCUAAAGUUAGGAGAAGUUAGCAUUGAAUCUGAAAACUACACGCAGGCUAUAGAAGAGUUUCAGGCCUGCCUGGCCCUGCAGCAGAAGUACCUGGAGGCUCACGACCGCCUGCUAGCAGAGAGUCACUACCAGCUGGCGCUGGCGUACCACUACAACAGCCAGUUUGAUGAGGCGGUUUUGCAGUUUGGUAAAUCCGUAGAAGUCAUUGACAAGAGGAUGGCAAUGCUUACUGAGCGAAUAAAGAAGGCAGAAAGUGGAUCCCCUGAAGAUGAGAAGGAGAUUGAAGAACUGAAGGGACUGCUUCCUGAAAUUAAAGAAAAGAUAGAAGAUUCAAAGGAGUCUCAAAAGAGUGCAAGAGUAGCUGAGCUGGCACUGAAAGCAACUCUGGUUGGAACUACAUCUGGCUUUGCACAAAGUGAAGACAGUGGUUCUGUUUCCACAAUUCCAGUAAGAAAAGCAGCUGAUGGUGCACCUCAGUGUGUUCAGACAUCUCUCACCUAGUCAGGAAAAAGAGGAAACCAGAGGAGGAGACUCAACAGGGAGACAAUGAAGCUAAGAAAUCUAAACCAGAACCGGCUGUCAAUGGUGGUGGUGGUGAUGCUGCCCCCAGUGGAAAUGAGGUUGCAGAAAAAAUGGAAGAGGAGACAGAGAAAAGGCCACAAGCAGAAUCAGGGGCUGCAGUUGAAAGCACAGUAUGAUAAUUCUUUAACCUUGGACACUCCUCUCCUUACAAGGAAAAUGGUUUUGUAUAUAGUGUAUUUUUUCACUUUUUGGCAACUUUUGUAUGACUUCAAUAAAGAUUGUAAGCAAA